AUGGCUCCAUGUGACACGCAGUCCUUGACAGACAGUGUAACAGACUAUCCCGUCGAGAAUGGAAGACGGUAUCACAAAUACCAUGAAGGAGCAUAUUUAUAUCCAAAUGAUGAGCAGGAACUGGAUCGUCUGGACAUGGCGCAUCAUAUGUACAAGUUGGUGACGAAAAAUAAUCUAUAUCAUGUUCCUCUUGAAAAGCCCGAACAAAUUCUCGAUGUUGGCACCGGCUCUGGCAUAUGGCCAAUAGAUAUGGCAACCAUCUUUCCGAAUACCACAAUUACGGGAACAGAUCUUUCCCCUGUCCAGCCCACAGAGGUCCCAGAGAACGUUCACUUCCUGGUAGAUGACGCUACAGAAGAAGAAUGGCUUUGGGAUGCAGAUCAUUUCGACUUUAUUCACGUCGCUCACAUGUCAGGCGCCAUUGCUUCCUUCAAGCAAGUACUACGGCAAUCCUUCAAACACCUCAAACCAGGUGGUUAUAUCGAAUGCCAGGAGACAGACCCGAAGCCAAGAUGUGACGACGGCACCAUGCCACCAGAGAACCCAGACGGGUUCAGCACGUAUGCUCUACACGACUGGUUUGAUUUGAACAUGCGCUCUAGCCAGGAGGUCGAGCCAUGUCGACAGUUUCGAAUCGCUCAUCGUCUUGAGAAAUGGAUGAAGGAAGUAGGCUUUGUGGAUGUUGAGCAACGGAAAUUCAAAGUCCCGACAAACAACUGGCCUACCGAUGAGCGCUUGAAGGUCAUCGGGCAAUGGAAUGAGAACAAUUGGCUUGAAGCUUUGUCGGGCUGGUCAUACAAGCCAUUUCUUGCUCUGGGCUGGUCGAAGCCUGAGAUUGAGGUCUUUCUUGUCGAUGUCAGAAAGAGUAUACAGGAUCGGAGUGUGCAUGCCUACAUGGAUCACUAUGUGGUUACGGGCCGAAAGCCCCUCUCCACGACCCCUUGA
Molecule: messenger RNA, 945 nt
Organism: Penicillium pulvis
Lineage: Eukaryota; Fungi; Ascomycota; Eurotiomycetes; Eurotiales; Aspergillaceae
Product: class I SAM-dependent methyltransferase
Exons: 4
Coding region: 1-945 (314 amino acids)
Molecular function (GO): methyltransferase activity
Source: RefSeq, a predicted model, not a curated record